CGUGCUGGGUGUGGACACACUGGCGCAGCGAGGUAAACACAACGCAAUAUUUCGUCGGAAUUUCACCUGGUUUUCACCUGGUCUGCCGCGCAAUAAAACCGCCCAAUUAGUGCCCAAAGUGCGGCACAGCUAAUGAUAAUGCUCGAAUCAAAUGGAAUAAAGUGCGAUGAGAUAAUCGGGCGAUUCGGGCGGCAAACGGGUAACUGCGUGUCAAGUGGAAAAUAAGUGAACGGGAAGAGGGGGUGGCGGGUUGACUAAAAAAAACAAAAACAAAACGCGAAAUCGAAAAGUAAACGGGCAACAACAACAACAACAAGGGAAGGGCGAGUGAAAGAAAGGUGCGAGAAAUUCACCUGUCCCCGUGAGCCGAUUAAUUGAUGACGUGGAAGGCGGACGAAGGACGCGGGCCACAGGAUAUAUACAUAUUUUCCAGUGCAGCACCUCAUGCACAUGCAUGCUGCACACACACACACACGCACUCGCGCACACAAACAAACCAACAUUCAUGCAGAAAACCAGUUGUUUAGUUGUUGCCUUUGUUGUUGUUGCUGCAAAUGAGAAGUGCAAGUGAAGCAGCAACAGAAAUCCUGCUCUCAAAAGUACAAAGCGAGGAAAAGGAGAAAAUAAAUAAGCGGAAAAAAGGGCCGAGAAGAAAAGGUGCGACAACGACAAAAGUUGUUUGUCAACUUGUUGCCAAUGUUGCAGCCACAAAGUGGCUGGCUGUACAAGCAGCAGCAACAAAAACCCAGCAUUCUGCAUCGGGCGAAUCCAGGCGAAAGUCCCAGGUCCUCCGCAGGAUAAUAAGGCGCUUCCAAGACGCAGCAUAACAAGUUUAGAAGAAAGUAAAGGGAUAUCCUGUUGUUUGGCUCAAAAGAGGGUACCUCUAUAAAAACCACAAAUACCAUCUGCAAACAGGUGGAAAAUAAAGCAAUGCUCCUUGGGUAAUAUAACAAUCAUCAAAGAGUUACUGGAUUUAUAAGCAAUAGAAACAGAAGAAAACAGAUUUGGAAAAAUUAUUUAAAGAGCUGACUCGGAAAUAAUUUCAGCACUUUGGAAACGAUUUGGGAUAUAAGAACAGGCUAAUAAGAGCCCAAAAAACCGAACACGUCAAGAACUACAACCAAAUUGGAAAGGAAUCUUUUUCAUCUUUAUAAGGACUAGGCCAUUGGAUUUUGUCAGAGGUCCUAAGUUCCUGCAAGUUAUUUCGGUUAUUAAAAGUACCCCCGCCCGCAAUUAUGUCCACGGUUACCAGAAGCGCCAGUGCGAGUCCCAUGGCGCUCAACGGCGUCAUCGAUGCCAGCCUGUUCCCCCUGAAGUCCACGGCCGAUGUGGUCAAUCUGUUCCGUCGCGCUUUGACCUCUGGCAUCGAGCCCGAUCUCACCCUGCUCUCGAUUGUGGUCGGCUAUAUUGAGCUGUCUUUGACGACUGGAGAGGCUGCUGCUCAGGCCGCUCAAGCCGCCGCCGCCGCUGCCGCAGCAGGUGACAUCGGUCAGGCGGCGACAGGAAACGACAUCAUAAUGGGAAACAGCGUUCCCUUUCCGGUGGUGACCCACGAACUGAUCGCCGGACUCUACAAAAAGUUCCAGACGAUUCUGUCGGUGGUCGAGAAGCCAAAGCCCCAUCGCCAGGCCACCAGAGAGGUGAUCAAGAAGGUGUCGGACGUGAUCUGGAACUCGCUGAUCCGCAGCAGCUACAAGGAUCGGGCGCAUCUGCAGAACCUAUACAGCUACCUGUCCGGCAACAAGUUGGACUGCUUUGGAGUGGCCUUGGCCGUGGUGGCGGGAUGUCAGUUGCUUGGCUACAAAGACGUGCGACUGGUCAUCUCCGAGGAUCAUGCCUGGGUGGUAUUUGGGCAGAAGCGCGUGGAGACCAUCGAGGUGACAUGGCACGGAAAGGGCAGCGAGGAUAAGCGGGGUCAGGACAUUCGCCCUGGCAUCGAAUCCGGAUCCUGGCUUUAUUUGGGUGGUCUGGCGGUGGUUUGUGAGCGCGGCAUGGAGGUGGCGGCUAUUUGUGCCGCUCUGAAUAUCUCGUUGACCUCGAACAGUGACUGCGUGGAGGUGGCAGAGCUCCAGCAGCAGCUUCUGUGGCUACUAUAUGAUCUCGGCCACCUCAAACGAUAUCCCAUGGCCCUGGGCACUCUCGGUGAGCUGGAGGAGAUCCAUCGGACACAUCCGAGCAUAAGUUGCGAGCAGCUAUAUCGCGAGGCCAUAGAGUCGGCCAGGACCUACUACCGCAACCAUCAUGUAUAUCCGUACACCUACCAGGGAAACUACUUCAACCGAUUGCUCAAGUACCGAGACGCCUUUGCCGCAUGGGCAAAUGCGGCGGAUGUUAUCCGUUUGUAUACGUACCAGUGCCGGGAUGACGAGGAGAUUUACAAAGAGCUGCUGGACAUUGCAAACGAACUAAUACCCUAUGUGAUGAAAACGGAGAGUUCCGGUCAUUCGGCGAGAAGUAUCCUAAGAGAUUCGGAGGUGUUCGCAAACUUACUGCGAUUCUACGACGGCAUUUGUCAGUGGGAGGAGGACAGUUUGACGCCCAUACUGCACAUUGGUUGGGCCAAACCGCUGGUGAAUAACAUCACCAAGUUCGAUUAUGACAUUAGGUCCCAGGUGGUCAUCAAGCUGCCCGAGGAUCUGGAGGCGGAGCACGCCAAGGCGGAGCAGGCGAGGGCAGAACAGGAGGCUAAGGAAGCUAAGGAGUCGAAGGAAGCUGCAGGAUCAGAGGCUUUGGAGGGAAACAACAAUACUUUGGUGAAAAAGGAAGAGAAAACAAAACAUUCGGAGAUGCCGACUACUUUGGCCGAUUUAACGGCUGCCUGCGGCGAGAAGAUUCUCAAUCCGGACUUCCUGCUCCAGGGCGGAGGUCAACCCUUUGCCGACCAGAAGCAACAACCUCCUGGCGGGGAAUCCGAAGUUACAGAGCUCCACAAUAACAACAACAAUAGCAACAGCAAUAACAACAACCAUAAUGCAGACAAAAAGGAGGCUCCAUCAACUACCGGAACAACAACCACAAGCAAUGGCAGUGGCACCUCUGUCCAGUUGCCCGGUUCCAAUGAGGCUAGCAAUGCCACCGGCCAAGCUCAAUUGCAAUCCCAAAAUCAAACAAACACCCAACAACAGGGAAAACUACAGCACAAAGAAGCUAAAAAGGAGGAGACAAGCGACGACUACGAUCCCUACGAGAUAAUGCUCAAGAGGCCAGUGAUCACUUUGUAUAGCCAGAAGAUGAAGGGCUUGAAGGAUCUCCUGCUGGCCGAGAAGCUCAACACCCAUGCUAUUUCCCUCCAAGUCACCGCCCAGUCGGUGGCCUCGCGAAAGGUUCGCGGAGUGGAGAAGCAAUCGGCCACAAUUUCAGCCACCAUCACAGCAAUUUCGUCGAGCUCCGCAGACAGUGUCCUGAGUGGAGUCGCCGGUGGCGGUGGCAGUGGUUCAGGAGCCACUGGAGCAGCGUCUUUGGCAUCAUCGUCCCCAGGAGGAGAUUCAAUAGCCGCCUCACGUCCAAAGAGAACGCGUCGCGAGUAAUUCUCAUUGUUGUGUAUUACGUAUUGGAAAAACUUUUAUUAAUCAUGUGCAAGUUGAGGUGGUUCGAUUUUUGUUUUGUGAAUUAUCUUUCCUUUACUAAAACCAUUUAAAACUAUAAGAUCCAUUUAAGUUAAAGUUAAACUAAAAUCAAAUGGACUAUUUUUAAUCAAUUUGAAAAGACAAUUACUACAUUUUUGACAUUAUAAAUUUUGAGAAAAUCGAGCCACCCCUGUAAUCGUGCAUAUAACAUAUAUGCUAUCAUAUUUUUGAUGUUCGAUGUGUAUUUAUGUAGUUCGUAAGCGCGUGACAAAACAAAAAAACUAAGCCGUUAUAGAACGCCUAGCGUUUUAAAAACAAAUAUAAGAAGUGAAACUCACACACAGACAUGUCCCAACAACAAAAACAGGCACACGAAACGCUAAGCUAUGCUAAGUAUUUAUAAUGUAUUUUUAGCUGUUAUACUUUUUCUCUUACGUAUUUAUUACUACAACUAUGUUUUUUGCCCUCCAGCAUGUUCGAACCUUUUUUUUAUUAUUAUUGUUUAAGCGUAACUUAAAUUGGUGCUCUUCUUCGAAAUCGAAAGCAGACAAAUCGGUUCUGCGUUUGAUUUUGAUCGCAUUUUGAUGACAAACUUAUUAAGGGAAUUAAAGUGAUCGAAAUCAGAAGCGGAUACCGGACUGCUCAUCAUGAUGUAUUUACUUUAAAGCAUUUUAUUGAGGCUAAGCUGUUUAAUUUGACUCUUUAAUAUAUACCCUGUACAUUUAAGAAUUCAAAACUUUGUUACGAACUGUUGACUUGAAGCAACCAAACAGUUGGCAAACCCAAAUGGUAAACACAAGAAUACAUAUUUAACACUUCCUCUAUA
Molecule: messenger RNA, 4392 nt
Organism: Drosophila suzukii
Lineage: Eukaryota; Metazoa; Arthropoda; Insecta; Diptera; Drosophilidae
Source: RefSeq, a predicted model, not a curated record